This is a messenger RNA of Aspergillus ochraceoroseus IBT 24754, 1200 nucleotides long. RefSeq names its product MDR family NADP-dependent oxidoreductase. The transcript has a single exon. NCBI's taxonomy places the organism in Eukaryota, Fungi, Ascomycota, Eurotiomycetes, Eurotiales, Aspergillaceae. The record is from RefSeq and is a predicted model, not a curated record. Bases 85 to 1119 code for a protein of 344 amino acids. Gene Ontology annotation, molecular function: oxidoreductase activity, acting on the CH-CH group of donors, NAD or NADP as acceptor.
AUAUCAUCGGUUUUCUUUUUUUUUCUUUUCUUUUUUUUUUUUCUUAACGCAUAAGCUCCUCAAUUCUCUCUCUCAAAAUUCAUCAUGCCUGUCAACAAGGCUCUCAUCUUUAAGAAGGUCCCUCAGGGAUACCCUAUCCCCGGACAGGAUCUCGUCAUUGAACCUGUUGCAUAUGACGCCAACACCCCCGCCCCCGUGGACGGAGUCUUCCUUCAGUCGCUCUACACCAGCUUCGACCCUUACAUGCGCGGCCGCAUGCGUUCUGCAGAGACCAAGUCCUAUUCUCCAGCCUUUGACCUCAACAAGGCCAUUGAAAGCGCCUCCCUUGCCAAGGUGGUCCGCUCCAAUAAUGACUCCUACCAGGAAGGCGACGUGGUGAUUGGACGUCUGCCGAUCCAGGAGUAUAUUGCUUUGGGUCCCGAGGAAUUAAUUCGCAUCCGCCCCCUCGAGAACCCGCUGGGCCUUGAGGAUAUCCGUGUCUUCCUUGGCGCGCUGGGCAUGCCUGGUCUGACCGCAUACUCUUCCCUCUAUGAGAUUGGCAAACCCAAGAAGGGCGAAACUAUCUUUGUCUCUGCCGCCAGCGGUGCGGUCGGUCAGAUUGUGGGCCAGCUUGCUAAACACGAGGGCCUCAAGGUCAUCGGUAGUGUGGGGUCAGACGAGAAGCUCGACUUCAUCAUCAACGAACUGGGGUUUGACGGUGGCUUUAACUACAAGAACGAGAAGCCUGCGGAUGCGCUGGCUCGCCUAGCUCCCGAGGGCAUCGACAUCUACUAUGAGAAUGUCGGGGGGGAGCACCUGGAGGCUGCAUUGAACGCUAUGAACAACUUUGGCCGUAUUGUGAUGUGCGGUCUGAUCUCGCAGUACAACGCAGCACCUUACCCGAUUAAGAACCUUCAAAAUGUCGUUAUCAAGCGUAUCGACAUGCGCGGAUUCAUUGUGAAUGACCCGGGAAUGGGCGACAAGUACUCCAAGGAACAUCAGCAGAAUGUGCAGAAGUGGAUCAAGGACGGUACCUUCAAGGUUCUCAUGCACGAGACUGAGGGCAUCGAUAAUGCAGCUGAAGGCUUGGUGGGCAUUUUCUACGGCAAGAACAUGGGCAAGGCUGUUUUGAAGUUUUAAAAUGAAGGAAUUGUAUUUGGAUGAUAGGUAUGUAGAAUAUAAUGAGGAGCUACAAUCAGCGAUAUGAAAGUAAGAAUAUGA